CCUUCCUUGGUGGUGGUCCGCGGGCUGGUCCAAAUGGCGGUGUCAACCCAGAAAAAAUUGAAAUGGCCAUUACCGAACUGGACACAGUCACCGACUUCUUCAACCGCAUGGUGGCGUCAUGCCAUAAUAAAUGCAUUCCCGCCAGAUACGCAGACGGCGAGCUGAACAAAGGCGAGCAGGUCUGCAUAGACCGCUGCGUCGCAAAAUACAACGACGUGCAGAAGAAAGUCGGCGAGAAGAUACAAAGUAGAAGUGCAGCGAACGCAGGUAGCUCAGGCUUCGGUCCACUGUAAUCAUCUUCCAUCGCACCAUAUUUAUUCCUCGGCCCCCACACUCUGAAAUCUAAGAUCGAAAGUAAUUCCGUGUCAAG
Guyanagaster necrorhizus is the source of this 370-nucleotide messenger RNA. RefSeq lists its product as uncharacterized. Lineage: Eukaryota; Fungi; Basidiomycota; Agaricomycetes; Agaricales; Physalacriaceae. The coding region runs from base 63 to 293 and encodes 76 amino acids. Gene Ontology annotation, cellular component: mitochondrial inner membrane. The transcript is spliced from 3 exons. Gene Ontology annotation, biological process: protein insertion into mitochondrial inner membrane. The record is from RefSeq and is a predicted model, not a curated record.